AUGUGCAGUGUGACUUCACUAUCACAGUCUCUCUGAUAUCUGGAGUAUUUCUGGCUUUUCUGACUGCAAAUCACACAAAGCCAGCCUCUUGUCCUGCCACUGCUAUAGACAUCAACACAAUGCCUCAUCGCAGCUGUUCUGUUGAGAUUAACAACAACUCUGGCUACUACACUCUGGCCAAUCCAAGGGUAUUCACUGACAGCGGCAUAUGUGAGGUCCCUUUGCCACCCAUCGUGGGUCCCUGCUCUGCAGCCACUGCACUGUUUAACAAGACCACGGGCAGUGCAACCGGAGCCGUUGGAGUCUUCACCUACGAACUUUACAGUGCCGACAUGAACGACUACAGCCACAUCAUGGCUGUCAUGUUCUCUGUGCCGUAUGACCGGAACCUCUACUCCAACUGGUUUGCUGUGGGAAUCUUUGACAGAGGGACCAACUGUGACUACAACCUUUAUGAUGUUAUGUAUAAUGGCAGUGAAAAUAACUUUGUAAGAGCAAAGGCUGACGGCUCCUGCAUUUCUUAUCAGGGUGACUAUGUUACUGUGAGUGCCUCCAUGUCAGAUUCAGGUGAAACAGUCCUGAGGGUUGAUGUCAGUGAUACUGGCAUGUAUUAAGUCAAAAGAAGACAGCUGUUAUGUAUGUAACAUAAAAUGAUCACUGUCAUUCUGCAAAAACUGUGAUUCUCGAGUGUGAUUUUUGGAACCUAAUGCCUAAUGAGAAAAAGCAUGGUUUUUAUGUAUGCAUCAAAAUCAAGCUCUUUUUGUAGUCAAUGAAUAAUA
This is a messenger RNA of Archocentrus centrarchus (flier cichlid), 779 nucleotides long. RefSeq names its product DELTA-sagatoxin-Srs1a-like. Gene Ontology annotation, cellular component: pore complex. The coding region runs from base 120 to 614 and encodes 164 amino acids. The record is from RefSeq and is a predicted model, not a curated record. NCBI's taxonomy places the organism in Eukaryota, Metazoa, Chordata, Actinopteri, Cichliformes, Cichlidae. Gene Ontology annotation, biological process: pore complex assembly; cytolysis in another organism; monoatomic cation transport. Gene Ontology annotation, molecular function: channel activity. The transcript has 3 exons.